Messenger RNA from Gossypium raimondii (Peruvian cotton), 1788 nucleotides. RefSeq names its product beta-fructofuranosidase, insoluble isoenzyme 1-like. Lineage: Eukaryota; Viridiplantae; Streptophyta; Magnoliopsida; Malvales; Malvaceae. Gene Ontology annotation, molecular function: hydrolase activity, hydrolyzing O-glycosyl compounds. The record is from RefSeq and is a predicted model, not a curated record. Gene Ontology annotation, biological process: carbohydrate metabolic process.
GGCAUUGUUCAAUGGGGGAUUGCUUAAUCGAUAAACGCCGUGGCGACAGAUCCAAAUGGUCCUAUGUAUUACAAUGGGAUUUACCAUUUAUUCUAUCAAUACAACCCCAAAGGUGCAGUUUGGGGCAACAUAGUUUGGGCUCAUUCAGUAUCCAAAGACAUGGUCAAUUGGGAAGCUCUCGAGCCUGCAAUUUAUCCUUCAGAAUCUUUUGAUAUCAACGGGUGUUGGUCAGGAUCCGCUACGGUUCUUCCGGAAAAUAAGCCUGUAAUUUUCUACACAGGGAUUGAUCCUAAUCAAUAUCAAGUGCAAAACUAUGCUGUUCCAGAGAACUUAUCUGACCCUUAUUUGCGUAAAUGGGUCAAACCGGCUGACAACCCUAUCGUGGUUGCCGAUGAAACCAUGAAUAAAACCGCUUUCCGUGACCCAACAACUGCUUGGAAGAUCGGUGGGCAUUGGAGAAUGGUGGUGGCUAGCCGAAAACAGAGAGGGAUUGCUUAUUUGUAUAGAAGUAGGGAUUUCAGGAAAUGGGUAAAGGCCAAACAUCCUUUACAUUCGGUGCCCAAUACUGGCAUGUUUGAAUGUGCAGAUUUUUUCCCAGUGUCAUUGUCUGGGGACACUGGCCUUGACAACUCUGCUUUUGGCCCUAAUGUUAAGCAUGUUUUGAAGGUAAGCUUAGAUCUUACAAGGUAUGAGUAUUAUAAUAUAGGUUCGUAUUUCCCAGAAGCAAGGGAUAAAUAUGUGGUUGGUAAGGGGUUUGUUGAUGGUUGGAAUGGGCUUAGAUUUGACUACGGGAAUUUUUAUGCUUCAAAGACAUUUUUUGACCCUUCAAAGAAUAGGAGGAUUUUAUGGGGUUGGACCAAUGAAUCGGAUACUGCUAAAGAUGAUGUUCAGAAAGGAUGGGCUGGUCUUCAGGCAAUUCCAAGGAAGGUGUGGCUUGAUCCUAGUGGGAAGCAGUUGCUGCAAUGGCCUAUUGAAGAAAUAGAGACUCUUAGAGGCCAAAAUGUUCAAUUGAGCAAUCAAGAACUCAAGUCGGGAGAACAUAUUGAAGUCAAAGGAAUUACUGCUGCUCAGGCUGAUGUUGACAUUACCUUCUCCAUACCUAACUUGGACAAAGCUGAACCGUUUGAUCCUAGCUGGACCAAUGCUCAGGAUCUCUGUGGCCUUAAGGGUUCAACUGUUCAAGGUGGCGUUGGAUCGUUUGGGCUCCUAACAUUAGCUUCAGAAAAGUUAGAAGAAUAUACCCCUGUUUUUUUCAGGGUAUUUACAGGUCUAUACAAGCAUGUUGUUCUCUUAUGCUCAGAUUCUGGGAGUUCAUCCUUGAGGAAAGAGGGGCUAUACAAACCAUCUUUUGCAGGAUUUGUAGAUGUAGAUUUGGAUGAUACAUAUAAGAUUUCACUUAGGACUUUGAUUGAUUACUCGGUGGUGGAGAGUUUCGGGGCCGGGGGAAAAACAUGCAUCACUUCGAGAGUAUAUCCAUUGGUAGCAGUGUUUGAUGAUGCUCACUUGUUUGUCUUCAACAAUGGGACUGAGACAAUCACUGCAGAUGUUGAAGCUUGGAGUAUGGCAAAGCCUGAUCAGAUGAACAAUUGAAACAUUCAGGCAAGGAUGACAUAUAUGGCAGAUUAGGUUUAGGGUUGAGAAAUAAUGAAGUAUCUAACAGUUGCUGAGAAAAUGUACUUUGUUAUUAGAUACUUUCUUUAGGCCAUUAUUUUACAGUUUUUUUAAUAUAAAUGUCAAGUGUUCGCUACCCAUAAACAAGAGUUGAAAAUUUGACAGUCUUAUAUAAUU